AUGGGCCUCCACAACCCGCUGCCGUCGUCUAUGGCGUCGGAAUGCAAAAAGUGCGGCAAGAUCCUGACCUCCUUCAUCGACCCGAGGCAAGCUUUCAGUCCCGACAAGAUCAUCCCCCCUUCGAUCCUCGCCAACGCGAAGGGCCUCGCGAUCCUCACCGUCCUCAAGGCGGGCUUCCUCGGUUCCGGCCGUUUCGGUAGCGGCCUCGUCGUCUCGCGCCUCCCCGACGGAUCAUGGAGCGCGCCAAGCGCCAUCGGCACCGCGGGCGCCGGCUUUGGCGGCCAGAUCGGUUUCGAGCUGACUGAUUUCGUCUUCAUCCUCAACGACGCCAAUGCCGUCAAGACCUUCGCGCAGGCGGGCUCCCUCACCCUCGGCGGCAACGUCUCCAUCGCCGCCGGUCCCGUCGGUCGCAACGCCGAGGCCGCCGGCGCCGCCUCGCUCAAGUCCGUUGCAGGCAUCUUCUCCUACUCCAAGACCAAGGGUCUCUUCGCCGGCGUUUCCCUCGAGGGUUCCGUCAUCAUCGAGCGCCGCGACGCCAAUGAGAAGCUCUACGGCACCCGAUAUACCGCGGCCCAGAUCCUCACCGGAAGUGUCCGCCCGCCUGCUCAGGCCGCGCCCCUCAUGAACAUCCUCAACUCGCGAUCUUUCAACGCCGGCCGCACCGGCCAGGCGGACGACGCCAUGUACAACGACAUCCCCGUGUACGACCAGAGCCACGACGACGUGGUAUGGAACGGGCGCCGGGGCAGCGGUUUCGGCGAGGGAGAGUUCAACAACAACCGCCACAGCACGUUCGGUGGGAGCCACGCCGGCGCGGACGAGUUCGGCGGGCCCAAGAGGUCCAGCACCUGGCAGGACGACGUCUACGACCGGCCCACCGGCGGCGGCGGCGGCUUCGGAGGGGUCUCGCGGUCCAACACAUUCGCGUCAAGAGGCAACGACAGCUACGUCUACAGGGACAACCCGUCGCCCAGCAACAGCUUCGGGGCCGUGUCGGACCAGAAGACGGGGCCGCCCGGUAGACCCGCGGCGCCCAAGCCCAACUUCGCGUCCAAGACGGCGAUGCUCAAGAAGAACGAGGCCGUGGCGCUCUUCACCUUCGAGGCGGAUCAGCCCGGCGAUCUCGGCUUCAAGAAGGGCGACGUCAUCACGGUGCUGAAGAAGACGGAGAACGAGACGGAUUGGUGGACCGGCAUGAUUGGAACGAAGCACGGCAUCUUCCCGAGCAACUACGUCAAGAUGAAGGAAUAA
Molecule: messenger RNA, 1251 nt
Organism: Colletotrichum karsti
Lineage: Eukaryota; Fungi; Ascomycota; Sordariomycetes; Glomerellales; Glomerellaceae
Product: SH3 domain-containing protein
Exons: 4
Coding region: 1-1251 (416 amino acids)
Biological process (GO): actin cortical patch localization; actin filament bundle assembly
Cellular component (GO): actin cortical patch
Molecular function (GO): actin filament binding; phosphatidylinositol binding
Source: RefSeq, a predicted model, not a curated record